This is a messenger RNA of Sitodiplosis mosellana (orange wheat blossom midge), 6548 nucleotides long. RefSeq names its product proteasome activator complex subunit 4-like. The record is from RefSeq and is a predicted model, not a curated record. Gene Ontology annotation, cellular component: cytosol; nucleus. Gene Ontology annotation, biological process: proteasomal ubiquitin-independent protein catabolic process. Lineage: Eukaryota; Metazoa; Arthropoda; Insecta; Diptera; Cecidomyiidae. Bases 555 to 6134 code for a protein of 1859 amino acids. The transcript is spliced from 14 exons. Gene Ontology annotation, molecular function: proteasome binding; peptidase activator activity.
AUGGCGAAUUUGUAGGAGCGAGACAAAUCUAGUUGGCAUAGCAUGCAUUCACAGUCACACAAUGACUUUUACAAAAUCAUCAGAAAUUUUGACUUUUUCCUUCUUUCAAAUCACUUAAAGACAUUCAUUUUUAAUUUCAAGCAAUUUGUUAUAGUGAAACACACUCAAAACGAAAUUUACAUUUCCAGUGUACUUACACAUUCCAAUUCUUGGCAUCCUUUCCUAACGAAAUGAGUUUUUGUUCUUUUUUCUUGUUGAGGUGAUAGCAAACAAAAAAUAAUAAAAGAGAGAGUGAAAAAAAAACAUUGUGCAACGAUUGAUUUCGUUUGGUUCAUUGCAAAGUAUUCAGUUGAAAACAACAAGAGAGAAAAAAAAAGAAAGAAAAAAGGCGCCACGGCAACUGAUGUUUAGUUCGUUUGUUUAUCAAUAUAAACUUAUCAAAAUAGCAAAAAAGUGGAAGGAACCGAAAAAAAUCGCGAAGAAUCGUUUAAAUCAAUCAGAAUUCCAGUGUUGUGUGAUUUUGUGCGAAAUAGCACAGAAAGGCAGACGGUGACAUGGAAAUCGACGAUUACAUGGAUUUUGGGACCACGAGCGGCGACGAUGCGAUUGAUGAUACUGCUGGCGACGAUGAGGACGUUCCAACCAAGAAAUAUUCGGAAUUUCAACAGGCCCGCUACAAAAAGCUCGGAUUUCAUCCGCAAAAAGAGAUUUUCUGCAAUAAAUAUCUGCCGUACGCUGAUCAACUCGACGAUGAAUCGCAAAAAAUGCUGACGGAAUUGAAAGAGGGUCUUGCAAAGGCCGUUGCACUCAGAGAAAUGACGCCAGCGGUUGGCAUGGCAAUAUCCAGACUUUUGGUGUACCUUAAACUGUAUGGACUGAAAUUUUCCAAAGAGGAUCACGUAAAAUUCAUCAAACUAUUGCUUUCACUGAUUGAGAUACCAGGCUUGGAACCAGCCAAACUCAAUAAAUUCUGCAUCGUACUAUCGCAGCUGCUACGCAAAACUUCAUGGCUAUCACCGAAUGACUUGCAAAUUGAUUGGCGGCCGCUGUACAAUUUGAGCAACAUCUACCUAAAUAAAAACUCCACCAAGGGCGAAAUUUACAGAUACUUUCCGUCACUCGAAUCAAACGUGCAAUUUAUUAUCCAGCAAUGUGCCACAUACUUUUCGAAGGAAGCAACGCAAGAAAUUCUCGAUGAAAUUUUCCCGAAACUAUUCCCACUUGAUACGGGAAAAAUAUGCGGUGCAUUCGAUCUGUUAUCGAUCUUUUUGAAUCCGUUGCACGGAUACGAUUUAUGGCUAACCGAUUUUGUCAAUCUCUGGAAUACCUAUCACAAUCCAUCGUGGAAUGUGGACAUAAUGAACUUGCUGGCGAUCACAGCCAGCCAAAAUGUCGGCCACAUCGACUGGGAACCCUACAUUCCGAUGAUUUUCACACGUUUAUUGCGCUCAUUAGACCUACCCGUUUGCUACAAAAAUAUGAAAAGUGCCCGUAAUCAAACUCUAUGGUCAUCGUCGGUUGCGAUUUGGAUUGCGUCAGUGCUAAGCCCGAAGAGUUCUGCUCAACAUUAUCUAUCAAAGUUUUUGGGUGCUGUUGAAUCAUAUUUGCAUCCGGCCAACAGUGGAAAAUGGGUUGGUGUUAUCAGUGAAAUUGUCGUUCAGCUACCAAAGUACCUGUUCGAUCGGUUGGUUUACGAGCGGUACAAGCCUCAUCCGUGGAAACGAGCCGUGCCUAACGAACAACGUUUGACUGAAAACUGUUUGACAUUAUUCGUGGAAUCAUACAAGCCGAUCGCGUUGCAGGCCAUGUAUUCGCGAAUGAAUGCCACCGACACUGGCAAAAUAUUUAAGCAUUUGGCCGAUUUGCGCCCCGAACUGAUCAUUCCCGAUGUUGUUGAAAGAGUUUAUGCAACGCUCGACUCAGUAACCGAACCGCACAAGAUGACUGCCGCUUUGCAGUGUUUGGUCAGUGUGUCCCGUGCUCUUGUGUCCGGCCACAAUGGUUAUACAACCGGAAAAACUCAUGUCAUUCCCAUUUUAUUUGCCACAUUGCCUGGAAUCGACCCAAAUGAUUUUAAGAAGACAUCAGUCACUUUGCAAUUUUUAACAACUUUUGCUCUGAUGGUUCCGAUCGUCGAUUGUUCCAAAGCUCAUCUCUACUACGACGACUUAACGGAGGAGGAGAGUCUGAUUUGUGGCCAAACGGCCGAAUUUGAAGGCUUCGUUCUGGAAUAUUUGGACAAAAUUUUUGCGCUCAUCGAUUCCAGUUCGACUCGCAUGGAACAACCGACCGACAACGACAGUAUCCGCUCAAAAAUGGAAACGAUCGUCGAGAGUUUGGUACAAUCCAGUACUCAUGGAAUUCUGGGUCAGUGUUCCGAUGAGAUCAUCUUGUCUGCCACGAAAAAAUUGGUUGAUUAUAUCAAAACCAACUUAUUCGAACCACGCGUUGCUGCUCAUUUGAUCGCUAGUCUGGUGCGGGUGUUUGCACGCGUUGCAGGAAGCGAAAUCAGCAAAUCUCUGGUGCCGUUUGUUGUCAACACGAUCAAUCAAUACAUUGAGGAGCACGAUGAUAUCGCAGCACGAGAAAAACAAAGCGAUGAAAUGCUUUACUACAUCAUUCUGUUGAUGGCCAUCGUACGAGGUGCACCCAACGAAGUUGUUAAUUUCUUCGACGACUUAAUUCCAAUCGUUGAUCAAAUUUCGAAAUUCAAAUGCAAACUCACCAACAAAUAUUCGAAUGCGAUUCUCUUCACUAUCUUAAGUAAUGUUAGCACACUUCAGAUUUUGGAUGUUCGUAGCUCUCCCGAAAGUCAUGAGAAGCCAUUAAAUGAGUUUUUACCCAUUCGCCACUGGGGCCAAAAAAUGAGGGCUGAAACCGCAAUCAAAUGGUACAUGCCCGACGAAAGAGCUAAAGAGGUAUGCCAGAUGAUUCUUCAUCGCUAUCUUCCGCCCAUCUUGAAGCAAUUUGACGAUUUUGUGGAAGGCAAAUGCGAAUUGUCUCGAGAUGAUAUUCUUCGUGAUACAUCAACUGUUUUGGCGUUGCUCAAGUGCGCCAAUUUCUUACCGAAUUGGGACAAUGAAAAACCGAUUGGAAUUCUGCCGACCACCAGUCCGAUCCGUGUUUUGGAUAUCAAAUUAGGGUUUGAGCAGUACGCAAUCAGCAUGCCAGAUGGAGAAAACGUUCGAUUGGCAAUCAUACGCAGCAUAUCAAAAUUACAGAAGAAAAUUUUGGAAGAAUCCGAAGACGACACCAAAUCACUGAAAGCAAUCAUUUUGUUAUGGGAACGAGUGUUCAUUCGUAAACAAUAUGUAACCCCAUUCGAAUCGCAGCUAAAGAGUUAUAAUCAAUCAAAAAUGUUCCAAGAAUACAAAUUGACCAAGAGAAUUCGAGACAUUCGUGCCAUUUUGGCAACACGAAUCCUCAUGCAGCAAGAUUGCCGUGAUGAACUUCUGCUGCCGGAGUUUACACCGUCACAUUUGGCCGUAAUGAAGAAUCUGUUGGAUUUGUCAACAUCACGGUACGGAGCCGUACGUGCCACUGCUCAAUCUCGAUUGUUUAAACUGAUUGGCACGUUUCCAUUCUCCUAUCGAUGCUUGUUGGAUGACAUUGUUCAACAUUUGUCCGUUGAUUCGAAUGAAAAUCACGAAAGUUUCAAGGGAAUCUUGUACGUUUUGUGUGGUCAACGCCGUGCUCGAUUGAUUGUGAAAAAUGAUUGGGAGUGCGUGCAAAGGAUCUGGCUCGCUUUACUCAGGACAAAUCUUUCGGAAAAACCAUCGGUGGUACGAUUGUUAAACAUGGUCUACGAUGUGAUUCACAAUGAGUUCCCAACGGUCAAUAUCAGCUUAAACAUACCCGAUCGAUGCGUUGAUAUAGCCAAAACGAUCUUACCAGCCACAGUGUCUGCGAUUCCCGAAUCCGCAAUUCAAGCCGGAUCAAUGAAGGAACAACAGCAAAACGAAGCAAAUCUUAAAUCAUACUUGAACAUUUUACAGGAGAUCCUAAAGAUCACACACAAUAAUUCGUUGCACUGGCGCUACGGUCUAAUGGCAACCGGAAUGAUUUACAAUUUGGUGCAUAUCAAUGUCAAGUAUCCGGACGAGGUCAUCAAUUAUGUGGUGCAUAAUUUGAUAAAUGAGUCAAUUGAAGAGCGAAAAAUCGCCGUAAAAACGAUGCGUUUCAUUUUCAAGCAGCAAAAGCGUGAGCAUGUCAAAGUCCCAAUAGAUCCGUUUGCGAUUGGCGGUGUAAAGCCACCAAAAUCACAGCGCGAAUUGAAGCCCGGUACUCGGCCGGAUAAUCGAUGGCUGCAAUAUGAUUUAGGAACUCUACCAAAAAGUCAAGAACAAUGGGAUGAACCGAAAUACGCGCAUAAAACAGAAGGUUUUUUUGGAUGGUCACCAAAUUUCACAGUUUAUGCCCCAUCGUCACAACAGCCGAAAUUAAACCGUACGUGGGACGAACUCACUUCGUCUGAAAGAAUAAUCUACGAUUUCUUUGCCAAAAAAUCAAACAUCGACAAAUUGAUUGCGUUCUGGUCGUUGGAGGAAAAGAAAGGCAAAGAAAAGUUCAACAGAUCGAGAUCAUUCUUGUUGAAGGGACUGUGUGACAUGUUCGGAGAUGUGCUACUCGACCCAAUACUCGAGCACCUGCAACGCUUGAUUGAAGACAAAAACUCGGAAUCAAGCCAUCGAUGUGCAGCCGAAAUAAUGGCAGGAAUCAUGCGAGGCAUGAAACACUGGACAUUCGAGAUGACCGUAAACUUAUACGAAAAACUGAAACCAAUGAUUCGAUUAGCGCUUGACAAUAUUACGGUGGAAACCGACAUUUUCUGGGGCACAUGCUUCGCAACUGCAGCUGAAAAUUUUGAUCCGCGACGUCAAUACUGGUUACACGAAGUGCUAAUGGAGAAUCCAUUGCGUGAAUCGACAAGCUUCAUAGACUGUAGUCGCAUUUAUUGUCUGCAAGGCCCAUUCAAUCAACACGUUUGGAGAAUGAAUACCGUUUGUCACCGUUUAUUGGAAUAUUUGAGGCCUUAUCUGAACCAUAGCUUCCAAAAUGUGCGUGAACGAUUGGGAAGCAUUUUGAUCAAUAUCUUUGAAGCCGAUUUGAAAUUCAUCGAUGCACCAGAGCCAGAGUGCCCGCGUAUUAAAGACAUAAUUGGUGAAGUUGUACAAAAAAUACAAAUCCUUCAAACAGAUGCACCAAAAGACAAUGAUGGCGAAUCGACAAAUGACACCAGAAAAACCGAAUAUGAUCAAGCUGUUCGACUAUUCAAGACAAUUUGUCAAUGGAUUGUUGGUGUGUUGAACCGAAAUACCAAUGGAAAUAUUAUUGAAUACUUUGAAUUGCUUCCGUUUGCUUGUCGUCUCGAACGGUGCGAACAAGACGUCGAAUUGGCCGAAACGUGCACAUCAUUGUUGGCAAUGUUGUCGCAAGGUCUUACACUGGAGGAUUGCAUGGGUGCCGCAUUGCAUAAAAUUGAGGAAGUGUCUAUGAUGAGUUCAUGGUCUGCACGUUUGGCGGUUAUCGAUGUGUUGCAAGUUCUUGUUUUCAACAAUAUGCCCAUUGUACUGAGCCGUGAAGAAUGGGUACAAAAAGUUCAGACAAUUGUUCUGCGUUUGCUGGAAGAUUCUGUGCUCGAAGUUCGUGUGAAGGCAGCACAAGUUCUAGGUGGCCUACUGCAUUGCUCAUUUUUGCCGUCAACAGACAAACUUUUGGAAUUGUUCAAACAAAAAUGUCGUACCAAAGUUGUGAAAAACUCCACCCGCCGCGUAAUGACGAAUUGUGGCACCGAAGCGGUGGCAACCGCAUCAACUUCCCACUCAUCGAACAACAAUGGGCAUAACGAGACUCAAGAAGCUGAAUCCGUUCGAACGAGGCACAUGGGAGUAUUGGGGUUGUGUGCAUUCAUUUCAGCCUAUCCAUACGACAUACCCGAUUUCGUUCCUGAUGUUUUUGAACACUUGGGCGCACAUUUAAAUGAUCCACAGCCGAUUCCAUCAACUAUUCGGAAAACAGUGGGCGACUUCAAACGAACACAUCAUGAUAAUUGGGCCACGCAUCAGUUGAAAUUUACCGAAGAUCAACUAGCCGUUCUAAGUGAUUUAACUAUUCCACCAUCCUACUAUGCUUAAGCUCAUUCAGUUGUUCGAAUUAAAAAUAAAUUAAGAUAUUAGAUUUUUUUUCGCAAAACAUUUCUGAUUGAAUAGCAGAAACGAGUCGAUUAUUUCAUUGAUUGAGCCCGACUCAAAAGACAAUAAGUUAAAUGUGUAAACGGCAUUUUUCGCUAUUAGCGAAAAGCUAGAAUAUACUUGGCUGAAAUGAAGAAAAACAUAGGAUUAAUUCGUUAAACAAACAUUUUCAUUUAAUGUAAAUAACAAGUUCGUUUCUUUUCUACAGCUUGAGGGCAAUUUCGUGUAUUUUUACAAAAUAAAACACAUGAUUCUGUUGAAUUUUGUUAAAUCAAAAAAAAAAUAAUACGGUGAAUUUACAGUUAUAGUUUUCUUAUUGAAAAAAUAAAAACAGAAAAAAAAAAUUUGAAGUAAAAA